Molecule: messenger RNA, 414 nt
Organism: Rubroshorea leprosula
Lineage: Eukaryota; Viridiplantae; Streptophyta; Magnoliopsida; Malvales; Dipterocarpaceae
Source: the annotation of a GenBank genome assembly
AUGUCAUCAAGAAGUAUUGUUAACUAACAUUCGUGAGAAAAUCAAUUACAUAGAUUAGAGUUCGACCGCAUUUUCUAAAACUCAGAUUUUUAGAUUUAUAGAAUGAGUGAGAAUGUGCUCAUCGACAAUGUAUAUUUUAGGCAAAUGGAGGAGCAAGAACAUGGAGCAUUGCCAAGCCAUCCGCAGACAAUGAGCUGCUUAACAGCAACAUUAACUGCAACUGGGAGCAAAAUGGAGUUGUUGCAGCUAAAUCCAACCUGGAGGUCGUUACUCCCAUUCGGUCACUGCCAUCUCGUAUGCCCAUUCACGCCAUGAACCUCGUCUACAAGGCUGCAGGGUCUGGAACUACCACUUCCAUGGCACUGGGAUCAUUGUCUCAGAAAACUAAUGUAACUAUAAAAUUGACCAUUAAUU